AUGCCAGUCUCCUACUCUUCGCCCACUGUAUUCGGCAAUAGUCCGCAACUUCGACGACCUUGGUACGCCGGCCAUCGAUCGAGCUACCUUGACCUGAUCCCCGAAGAAGAGCUGGAAGCCUACGCAAGGAUGGACGACGUCGAUGGACCAGCAAGACAGAAGUCCGCCUCCAGUCCAGAGGUGGACCAGCUGGCUGUUGCUAAAGAGGCUGGCCUCAAACCGCCUCCUUCGGCCUUGAAGACGAACGGCGACACAGACAGCACACCCAUAGACAGCGGCGCAUACCCCAACGACUACCUCUCCGUCAACUCCUCCUCCUACAGUGGCAUGGACACCCCUUCUACACCCGGCCUCUCGCGCACCACCAGCUCCUCCGAUGUCUCAUCUGGUUUUGAGGGCUUUGGGCAAGACUCCUUCCCACCCGUCGACCGACUGACCAUGUUCGACAUCCUCGAGAACUUCGCCCUCCCGCAACGGCUGGAGAAGAUGCAGAAUGCCAUCCACGACAACGCGGAGAAGCUGCGGCGGCAACGUGCGAAGCUGGCCUCUCGCGCCAUAUCCGGCAAGAACAUCGUCGGCGAAUGGAGGAAGAAGGUGCCUGCGCCUGAAGAGCAACUGGACAAGUAUCAAAAGCGCAUGCGGGAUACCGUAGACCGGGUCAACAAGAGAUGGAACGCCGCAAAGACAGUCACGAUGAAGGAGAAGAUCUCGUUCGUGACGGCCGUCCUGAACAUCUUCAUCUCUGGUUACCUGAUAGGUGGUUGGCCGGAGUACUUCCACUACUGGUACACUGUACAACUGGCGUACUUCAUGCCCAUCCGAUGGUACAACUACCACAAGAUCGGCUUCCACUACUUCCUUGCAGACCUCUGCUACUUCGUCAACCUCCUGAUGAUCCUCUCCAUCUGGUUCUUCCCGCAAUCCAAACGCCUCUUCAUCAGCACAUACUGCCUCGCCAUGGGCAACAACGCCGUCGCCAUUGCCAUGUGGCGCAACAGCCUGGUCUUUCACUCCCUGGACAAAGUGACAUCCCUCUUCAUUCACAUCAUGCCCUGCGCCACCCUCCACGUCCUCGUCCACCUCCUCACCCCGGCCCAGCAAGCCACCACCUUCCCGGCCAUCUACUCUAUCAAAUUCUCACCCCCCUCCGCCCCGGAACACUACACUCUCACCGACAUGAUCAUCUGGGCCACGGCCCCCUACGCCCUCUGGCAACUCUCCUACCACACCCUCAUCACCGUCCGCAAACGGAGCAAAAUCGCCGCCGGCCGCCCCACCUCCUUCACCUGGCUGCGCAAAUCCUACUCCGGCAACUUCUUGGGAAAACUCGUCCUCUCCCUCCCAGACUCCGCGCAAGAGCCGGCUUUCAUGGGGAUCCAGUAUAGCUACGCCAUGCUCACCAUGCUCCCCUGCCCGCUGUGGUUCUGGUACCGCUGGGCGAGCGCGGGGUUUCUGAUGGUGGUUUUCACGUGGGCGGGCUGGAACGGCGCGACGUACUAUAUUGACGUCUUCGGGCGGCGGAUGGAGAAGGAGCUGGAGGCGCUGCGGAGGGAGGUGCAGAGGGGGGAGGUGAAGAGUCCGGAGUUGGGGGGUAUGAGUCCCGGAAGUCCGCAGGGUGGGCAGGGAGGGGAGGGGGGUGGGAAGGCUAGUGCGUUGGAUUUGGGACCGGCGGCGCAGCAGGGGGAGGGAGAGAAGAAGGUGACGGAGGGGUUGACGGUGAAGCAGAGGAAGGUUAAUGGCAGUGCGUGA
Messenger RNA from Saxophila tyrrhenica, 1749 nucleotides. RefSeq lists its product as uncharacterized. NCBI's taxonomy places the organism in Eukaryota, Fungi, Ascomycota, Dothideomycetes, Mycosphaerellales, Extremaceae. The transcript has 3 exons. Gene Ontology annotation, biological process: phosphatidylcholine biosynthetic process. Bases 1 to 1749 code for a protein of 582 amino acids. The record is from RefSeq and is a predicted model, not a curated record.